Hemisphaericaspora subhashii is the source of this 396-nucleotide messenger RNA. RefSeq lists its product as uncharacterized. The transcript has a single exon. Lineage: Eukaryota; Fungi; Ascomycota; Pichiomycetes; Serinales; Debaryomycetaceae. Bases 1 to 396 code for a protein of 131 amino acids. The record is from RefSeq and is a predicted model, not a curated record.
AUGAAAUACUAUAUUCAAUUUUUACUUCCCGUUGCUGUUGUUUCCGCAUCAGAUCUUCCAUUUUUGGAUUUAAGUAAAAUAUCCAAGAGAGCAGAUUCCAGUUGUACAGAUUGUACUGAUGCUGGUAAUACUUUGGUUGACGAGUGUAAUAUCACAUCUUUAGAUCAACUUUCAACUGAUCCAUCCGCGCUCACCUGUAUGUGCCAACUUGGUAGUAGCUUUUGGGAUGAUCUUAGUAAGUGUGCCAAAUCCUCCUGUAGUGGCGUUGACGUUUCCACUUCUGAAACCAGUCCAAGUGGAUUAAAAAACGACUUUUGUCAAAAUGAUAGCGUGAACGAAGGGUCAUUAUUAGGACCGGGAUCAAUCUUUUGGUUAGCCGCGGUAGCAUUGCUCUGA